GUUUUUUUUUUUUAAUAAUAAGUACUGAGCCCAAGUAAAUAGGUACACAAUUUAUUCAGUUAACUUGUUUUUAUUUCGCGUUACUAGAUUAUUAGAGAAACUAUUUUCGAAAAAUAAAUAUUAUCAUGAUCUUAAAUUACUGAUGACCUUUGUACCGCAAAAUAUCUAAUAAUAUUCCGUGAGACAGCUGGUACUAAAAUCGUGAAAUAAAAAUAGUAAUAUUCUCGUGCGUGGCACCCCUGCUUUUAUCACGGGCGUUUUGCCACAAUCGGUGUAGGGCGCAUAAAAGCGACGCGAUGCUCGGCGCGCGCUCCAUUCGCUCACAGACCGCCGCGCGCGCCGCACCAAUGAUCCUCCCGCGCACCAUGUCCCCGCCGCACGGCGCCUUCCACCCGCCGCACGCGCACCCAGACGAGGAACCUGUCUCCCGUACCUACCAGUAUCGCAAAGUCAUGAAACCCAUGCUCGAGAGGAAGCGAAGAGCCCGCAUCAACCGGUGCCUCGACGAGCUCAAAGAUCUCAUGGUCACGGCCCUCCAAGCGGAAGGGGAAAACGUCUCCAAACUAGAAAAAGCGGACAUCCUCGAACUCACCGUCCGACACCUCCACAGUCUCAAGAGGAGGGGUCAGCUAGUGUUGAAACCGGAGAUGUCAUAUGCAGAGCGCUUCCGUGCUGGAUUUACACAGUGUGCUACUGAAGUGUCACAGUUUAUUGCGAACGCGACGUUGGCCGCUAACGCGAUGCAGCGUCAAGGCCCAGUGGAUCCCCAAGCCGGGGCGAGGUUGUUGCAGCAUCUUAGUGGUUGUAUACGGAGGUUGGAGAAUCCCCAAGUUGUGCAGCCUCAGCCGAUCGCGCCUAAUGGAGUCGCGCGGCCGACGCCGUUACCAGCAGUAGCGCAAACACAGCAACCGCAAGCACCUCAGCAGGGGCCGGAGAGGACAUCGUUACAUGAGCGAGGGUUGAAGAGGCCAGCAGAGGCGCUGGUGGACGUGGAAGCGGCGCUUGCGAAGCGAGCGUACGCGCCGCCGUCGCCGCCCCACAGCCCCGCCUCCGAGCCCGACCCCGCCCAGUCGAUGUGGCGGCCCUGGUGACGGCCCAAGCAUGAAGACAUCAGGACUGUGUGACCCAAGUUUAGUGUGAUACGAACUUUGUUGUUUAUUUAUUGUAUGUUCCUAGAACCGAUGUGUGUUAUGGUUAAUCUUUGCAUGGUUAGUCGUUCUGCUCGCUUACGCUUGUUGAAGUUUGUGUUUGGAAUUAAUAAAUAAGGUUUUUGUUUUUAAUUAAUAAUUUUGUUAUUUGAUAUCCUACUUCAACACGUCUUCCGCGUCGGGAAAUAGCAUUUAAUACAUGUUUAGUUACAUAGAAUAGACUCUUAAUGGUAGAUUAGAUAGUACCUAAGUUAACUCUGUGAUAUUAAAUGGUCUUAAAUCAUGGAAAGUUUUAAAUAUGAAAUAGUAACGACUAGGUUUGAUUCGCAAUUGUUAAUUAAGAAAAAUAAACAUCCUGUUAUGAUUCCUAAA
Molecule: messenger RNA, 1520 nt
Organism: Cydia pomonella (codling moth)
Lineage: Eukaryota; Metazoa; Arthropoda; Insecta; Lepidoptera; Tortricidae
Product: enhancer of split mbeta protein-like
Exons: 1
Coding region: 297-1091 (264 amino acids)
Biological process (GO): anterior/posterior pattern specification; regulation of neurogenesis; regulation of transcription by RNA polymerase II
Cellular component (GO): nucleus
Molecular function (GO): DNA-binding transcription factor activity, RNA polymerase II-specific; RNA polymerase II cis-regulatory region sequence-specific DNA binding; protein dimerization activity
Source: RefSeq, a predicted model, not a curated record